Molecule: messenger RNA, 1773 nt
Organism: Oncorhynchus keta (chum salmon)
Lineage: Eukaryota; Metazoa; Chordata; Actinopteri; Salmoniformes; Salmonidae
Product: bile acid receptor-like
Exons: 9
Coding region: 1-897 (298 amino acids)
Biological process (GO): positive regulation of transcription by RNA polymerase II; cell differentiation; bile acid signaling pathway
Molecular function (GO): RNA polymerase II cis-regulatory region sequence-specific DNA binding; zinc ion binding; nuclear receptor activity
Source: RefSeq, a predicted model, not a curated record
AUGAAUGAGUGGGUGGGCCACAACGUCAAUGUGGUGGGACUACUACAGAUCCCUCCCAACAAUGGAUUCCCACUGUCUGAGAGCUCACACUUCUUUGGCAGUGUCAAAGGGGAGGAGCUGUGUGUGGUGUGUGGGGGCAAGGCAUCCGGGUAUCACUAUAAUGCUCUCACCUGUGAGGGGUGUAAAGGUCUGCUGACAGAGAUCCAGUGUAAAUCUAAAAGGCUGAGGAAAAACCCCAAGGUCUCACCAGGACAGUCCACCGGGGACGAGACAGAGGGGGGAGACAACGGAGACACCAAACAGGUCACCUCCACCACCAAACUGUCAAAGGAGAAUCUUGAACUCAGUCAAGAGCAGCAGGCUCUCUUGAGCUUCAUUGUAGAAGCUUAUCAGAAACAUCGAAUUCCUCAAGACAUGGCCAAAAAACUACUACAAGAGCAGUUCAAUGCAGAAGAGAACUUCCUUCUUUUGACCGAGAUGGCCACCAGUCAUGUUCAAGUGCUGGUGGAGUUUACCAAAAACAUACCAGGUUUCUCAGCCCUGGACCAUGAGGAUCAGAUCGCACUGUUGAAGGGCUCGGCAGUGGAGGCCAUGUUCCUGCGCUCAGCACAGGUGUUUACCAGGAAGCUACCCCAUGGACACACAGAGGUGUUGGAGGACAGGAUACGCAAGAGUGGCAUAUCAGAGGAGUUCAUUACACCCAUGUUCACCUUCUAUAAAAGCAUCGGGGAACUCCAGAUGAUGCAGGAAGAACACGCCCUCCUCACCGCCAUUACCAUCCUGUCACCAGACUACUUUCAUACACUCAACCACCACCAUGCUGAAAUGCUCACCUCCUGGCGCAUGAGCGACCACAAGUUCACACCCCUCCUCUGCGAGAUCUUGGACGUACAGUAAAUGGUACACAGAGGCUGCAUGGAUGGAUGGAUGGAUGGAUGGAUGGAUGGGUGGAUGGAUGGAUGGAUGGGUGGAUGGAUGGAUGGAUGGGUGGAUGGAUGAGGGAGAGGAGAGGAAAAACAAAACAUUUCACCUUAGUGACUCCUUUAACCAUUUCAGAUGCUGCAGCCUUUUCAGAAGCUGACCCUUUUACCAUUUCCGAUGUUCUGACUUUGGACUUAACACUGCUUUGAGAUGUUGUGAAGGAAUGUUGUGUAGGCUAUGCUCAGGUGUUCUGUGAGCUUUUGUGAUGGGCUACUUGAAUGUGACCAUCUGUUGCCAAAGAAACUUGGAGACAUUAUUUAAAAAAAAUAUCUCCCAACGGGAUAAUGGACUUGUCACAUUUGCUAGAUUUUGGAGAAAGCAAUGUGACAACAUCCCUAGCAUUGACAAUUCAUGUUUUAAUCACUCAUUAAACAUAUUUUGACUGAUAGACUGUGUUUACCGUAGUCAUGUUAUUGUCCUUUAAUUGUGUUUAUAAUCAUUGGACAGGUUUCCCAUAAGCACGCUGAGUGGAGAAUAUUCAUUGACAUUGCUUUUAAGUCCAGGCUUAAUUUGGAAACCGCCCCAUAAUAUUUCAGUUUGGGGAGUCAAAGCUCACCUCAACCUAGUUAUGAACCACAGAUGUUUACACUUGCUGAAAUAUUUCUCACAACAUAACUAGAUUGGAAUAUUCCCAUAACAUAGUUACUAUUGUGGUGGUAAAUAUAAUUCAAAUUAGGAUUUUAACCUCAUGUGGAACCUAUGGGGUCAUAUUUCAGACUUUCCCAAUAUGAUUGCUUGUCGAUAGCAUGAUAUCAUAUCCCCUUAUGUUCAGAUACAAUACAUUAAAGAGAA